Molecule: messenger RNA, 783 nt
Organism: Lolium rigidum
Lineage: Eukaryota; Viridiplantae; Streptophyta; Magnoliopsida; Poales; Poaceae
Product: peroxidase 39-like
Exons: 3
Coding region: 1-783 (260 amino acids)
Biological process (GO): response to oxidative stress
Molecular function (GO): heme binding; peroxidase activity
Source: RefSeq, a predicted model, not a curated record
AUGGCGUCUUCCACCAGGUUCUUGAUCUUCGUUGUGGCGGCCAGCCUCGUGGCGAGCUUUGCGCGGGCGGACCUGCAGUACGAUUUCUACAACACGUCUUGCCCGGGGGUGGAGACGCUGGUGCGCGAUGCGCUCACGGAGGUCUUCGCCGCCGACUCCACCGUCCGCGCCGGCCUGCUCCGCCUCCACUUCCACGACUGCUUCAGCGAAGGGCCAGAUUAUCUGGUGGAGACCGGACGUCGGGACGGCAACGUCUCCAUGAUGGCGGAUGCCCUCAGCGACCUGCCACCGGCCGACGGCAACGUCACCGUUCUCACCAAGGUCUUCGCCGUCAAGAACCUCACCAUGAAGGACCUCGUCGUCCUCUCCGGCGCGCACACGCUCGGGGUGGCGCACUGCCCGUCGUUCUCCUACCGGGUGCACAACUACACCGGCGUCGGCGACGAGGACCCGUCGAUGGAGCCAGAGUACGCGGAGGGUCUGAACGCAACGUGCGCGCCGGACAACUUUGCGAGCGUGGUGCCUCUGGACACGGUCACCACCAACGAGUUCGACCUGGGCUACUUCCAGUCCGUGUACGCCGGCAAGGGGCUGCUCGGCUCCGACGACGCGCUGCGCCACGACAGUCUCACGGGGGCCUACGUCAGUCUCAUGAACAACGCGUCCUCCCUCGACACCUUCUUCGCCGACUUCGCCGUUUCCAUGAUCAACAUGGGCAGGGUUGGCGUCCUCACCGGGACCGACGGCGAGAUCAGAGCGACCUGCGGCAUCUACGUCGACUGA